Molecule: messenger RNA, 1099 nt
Organism: Nannospalax galili (Upper Galilee mountains blind mole rat)
Lineage: Eukaryota; Metazoa; Chordata; Mammalia; Rodentia; Spalacidae
Gene: Phb1
Product: prohibitin
Exons: 7
Coding region: 104-922 (272 amino acids)
Biological process (GO): mitochondrion organization
Cellular component (GO): mitochondrion; membrane
Source: RefSeq, a predicted model, not a curated record
GAAUAGGGAGGAGCUGCCUGGCGCAAGCGCAAUAUGCGCUACUGGAGAAUUCAUGUGGAGGUCAGAGUGAAUGCAGGUGUGAGUGUGUCCAGCAGAAGGAAGCAUGGCCGCCAAAGUGUUUGAAUCCAUCGGGAAGUUGGGCCUGGCCUUAGCCGUCGCAGGAGGCGUGGUGAACUCUGCCUUGUAUAAUGUGGAUGCUGGGCACAGAGCUGUCAUCUUUGACCGAUUCCGUGGGGUACAAGACAUCGUAGUAGGGGAAGGGACUCACUUUCUCAUCCCUUGGGUACAGAAACCAAUUAUCUUUGACUGCCGCUCUCGACCACGGAAUGUACCAGUUAUCACUGGUAGCAAAGAUUUGCAGAACGUCAACAUCACAUUACGCAUCCUCUUCCGGCCUGUUGCAAGCCAGCUUCCUCGGAUCUAUACCAGCAUCGGAGAGGACUAUGAUGAGCGGGUACUGCCCUCUAUCACCACAGAGAUCCUCAAGUCGGUGGUGGCUCGCUUUGAUGCUGGAGAACUGAUCACCCAAAGAGAGCUGGUGUCCAGACAGGUGAGCGAUGACCUCACAGAACGAGCAGCAACCUUUGGGCUCAUCCUGGAUGACGUUUCCCUGACACAUCUGACCUUUGGGAAGGAGUUCACAGAAGCUGUGGAAGCCAAGCAGGUGGCUCAGCAGGAAGCAGAGAGGGCCAGAUUUGUGGUGGAAAAGGCUGAGCAGCAGAAGAAGGCAGCCAUCAUCUCUGCCGAGGGUGAUUCUAAGGCAGCUGAACUGAUCGCCAACUCCCUGGCCACUGCAGGCGAUGGCCUGAUUGAGCUGCGCAAGCUGGAAGCUGCCGAGGACAUUGCCUACCAACUCUCUCGUUCUCGAAACAUCACCUACCUGCCAGCCGGGCAGUCUGUGCUCCUCCAACUGCCCCAGUGAGGCCUGCCCUGCCUCCACCUCCUCAGGCCACCUCCAUCGAUGGCUGCCUCACAGCCCCAGUCAUUCUGAACACCGCCUUAUUUCUGCCCCCACCCCAGAAAUCACUGUGAAAUUUCAUGAUUGGCUUAAAGUGAAGAAAAUAAAAAGCAAAAUCACUUCAGAGCUCUAAUUAUCAAA